Molecule: messenger RNA, 2412 nt
Organism: Oreochromis aureus
Lineage: Eukaryota; Metazoa; Chordata; Actinopteri; Cichliformes; Cichlidae
Product: NACHT, LRR and PYD domains-containing protein 12-like
Exons: 7
Molecular function (GO): protein binding
Source: RefSeq, a predicted model, not a curated record
AGAAUCAUCUCCCACAUGAAGACAUCCAGGAGCCUCCACAUCAUGUGUAGAAUCCCAGUCUUCUGCUGGAUCACUGCUACAGUUCUGGAGCACAUGUUGACUACAGAGCAGAGAGGAGAGCUGCCCAAGACCCUGACUGACAUGUACUCACACUUCCUGCUGGUUCAGACAAAGAGGAAGAAGAACAAGUACCAUGAGGGACAUGAGACGAGUCCACAGGAGCUGACGGAGGCUGACAGGGAAGUUCUUCUGAAGCUGGGGAGACUGGCGUUUGAACAUCUGGAGAAAGGAAACAUCAUGUUCUACCAAGAAGACCUGGAGCAGUGUGGUCUGGAUGUGACAGAGGCCUCGGUGUACUCAGGAGUUUGUACAGAGAUCUUCAAAAGAGAGUGUGUGAUCUUCCAGAAACCAGUCUACUGCUUUGUUCAUCUGAGCAUUCAGGAGUUUCUGGCUGCAGUCUACAUGUUCCACUGUUUCACCAACAGGAAGAGUGAGGGGCUGAAGGACUUCCUGAGGAUAGACUGGAAUGAGGAGGAGUAUGAUGAUGAUGAUGCAGGCAACUCUUGGAAGGAGUCAUCUCUGGAUGGUUUCCUGAGCAAAGUCAUGCUGAAAUCCCUCCAAAGUAAAAAUGGCCACCUGGACCUGUUUGUUCGCUUCCUUCAUGGCCUCUGUCUGGAGUCCAACCAGAGACUCUUAGGAGGUCUGCUGGGUCAGACAGAGAUCAGCCCAGGAACCAUCCAGAGAGUCAUCCACAACCUGAAGAAGAUGAACAGUGAUGAAAUCUCUCCUGACAGAAGCAUCAACAUCUUCCACUGUCUGAUGGAGAUGAACGACCGCUCAGUACAUCAGGAGAUCCAAGAGUUCCUGAAGUCAGAGAACAGAUCAGAGAAGAAACUCUCUGAGAUCCACUGUUCAGCUCUGGCCUUCAUGCUGCAGAUGUCAGAGGAGGUUCUGGAUGAGUUGGACCUGCAGAAGUACAACACAUCAGUCUGGGGACGACAGAGGCUGAUUCCAGCUGUGAGGAACUGCAGAAAGGCUCGACUGACUCAGUGUGGACUCUCAGAGACUCACUGUGAAGUUGUGGCCUCAGCUCUGAAGUCCAACCCCUCCCAUCUGACAGAGCUGGACAUGAGUGAGAACAACCUGCGGGAUUCAGCAGUGAAGCUUCUAUGUGCUGGACUGGAGAGUCCAAACUGUCGACUGGAGACUCUGAGACUGAGUCACUGUGACCUGUCAGAGAGAAGCUGUGAAGCUCUGUCCUCAGGUCUCAGCUCUCAGUCCUCUAAUCUGAGAGAGCUGGACCUGAGUAACAGUAACCUGAAGGAUUCAGGCGUGAAGCUUCUGUCUGAAGGACUGAAGAGUCCACACUGUGCUCUGGAAACUCUCAGACUUAACAUCUGUGAACUCUCAGAGGAAAACUGUGAAGCUCUGUCCUCAGUUCUCAGCUCACAGUCCUCUAGUCUGACAGAGCUGGACCUGAGUAUCAGAAAGCUGCAGGAUUCAGGAGUGAAGCUUCUGUCUGCUGGACUACAAAGUUUAAACUGUAAACUGAAUACUCUGAGACUGAGUGGCUGUAACCUGUCAGAGAGAAGCUGUGAAACUCUGUCCUCAGUCCUCAGCUCCCAUGCCUCCAGUCUGAGAGAGCUGGACCUGAGUAACUCUGACCUGCAGGAUUCAGGAGUGAAGCUUCUGUCUGCUGGACUAAAGAGUUCACAGUGUGCAGUGGAAACUCUCAGUCUGUCAGGCUGUCUGAUCACAGAGGAAGGCUGUAUUUCUCUGGCAUCAGCUCUGAGCUCCAACCCCUCCCAUCUGAGAGAGCUGGACCUGAGCUACAAUCAUCCAGGAGACUCAGGAAUGAAGCUGCUGUCGGCUGGACUGAAGGAUCCAGGCUGGAGACUGGACAUCGACACAAACACAGUGAACACAAAGCUCCAACUGUCUGAAGACAACAGGAAGGUGACACGUGUGAAAGAGGUUCAGUCAUAUCCUGAUCAUCCAGACAGAUUUAAUGUUUGUCCUCAGCUGCUGUGUAGAAAUGGUCUGACUGGUCGCUGUUACUGGGAGGUCGAGUGGAGAGGAGACGUUUUUAUAUCAGUGAGUUACAGAAGAAUCAGAAGAAAAGGAGGCAGUGACUGUGGGUUUGGACACAAUGAUCAGUCCUGGAGUCUGUACUGCUCUGAUGAUGGUCCUCAUUCUGUCAGGCACAAUAACAGACAAACAUCCAUCUCCUCCUCCUCCUCCUCUGUCUCUAACAGAGUAGCAGUGUAUGUGGACUGUCCUGCUGGCACUCUGUCCUUCUACAGAGUGUCCUCUGACACUCUGAUCCACCUCCACACCUUCAACACCACAUUCACUCAAACUCUUUAUCCUGGGUUUUGGUUCUAUCCUGGUGCCUCAGUGUCCCUGUGCUGA